Centruroides sculpturatus (bark scorpion) is the source of this 905-nucleotide messenger RNA. RefSeq names its product eukaryotic translation initiation factor 3 subunit J-like. Gene Ontology annotation, cellular component: eukaryotic translation initiation factor 3 complex; cytoplasm. Gene Ontology annotation, molecular function: translation initiation factor activity. The coding region runs from base 93 to 800 and encodes 235 amino acids. NCBI's taxonomy places the organism in Eukaryota, Metazoa, Arthropoda, Arachnida, Scorpiones, Buthidae. The record is from RefSeq and is a predicted model, not a curated record. The transcript has 9 exons.
GUAUGUUAAAAUAAAUAAAAUUAUUUGUAAACUGCGUCAUUUCGAUAUUUUGUACUUUUGUCGUUUGGCUACUCCCACGUGACUAUUCAAAGAUGGCGGACGAGUCUUGGGAUAACGAAGACUACGAGCCACCUGCCUUUACAAAGCCAGCGAUCAGUGACAGAUGGGAAGGUGAAGACGAAGAUGAUGAUAUCAAAGAAAAUUGGUACGAUGAGGACACAUCGGAAAAAGCGGAAGAAGAAAAACCCACAGAUAAAGCUGUUCUACCACAACAAAAAAAGAAGAGGAUUCAACAGAUUAUAGCAGAAAAAGAAGAGAAGAAGAAGGAGCAGCUUAAAGUAAAAGAAUUAGAAAAAAAAGAAUUAACCCCCGAAGAAAUGUUAGCAGAGAAAUUAAGGCAGCAGAAAUUACAGGAGGAUGCAGAUUUAGAACUGGCCAAAGAGGCUUUCGGAACGGGCGACUUGCUACCCGAAAAAUCUAUAGAAUCCAUGGUUCCGUCGACAAAACCCGAAUUCGACGAAUUUAGGAAAGCGCUAGUUAAAAAAAUUUCUCAGUUUGAGAAAUCUCCUCAAUACGUACUAUUUCUCGACGACUUAUUUAGAGAGUUAUGUGUAAACGUGGAUUCCGAAGAAAUAAAAAAGGUCACGAGUUCUUUAAAUGCAUUAGCAAAUGAAAAAGUCAAAGCUCAAAAGACGACGAAGCAUAAAAAGAAAACAAAAGGCAAAGCGUCACUUAACUUGGGCAAAAACGCAGACUACGAACUAGGAAAUUUCGAAGACGAAUACGAAGACUUCAUUUGAAUAUAGCAUUCUUCUAAUUCUAAGGGGGGAUUUAUGUAAAUGCCUAAAUAAGUUUUGUUUAUUAAAUUUGAAAAAAAACAAUAAAAUCGUUUUUUCCACUUCUUA